Molecule: messenger RNA, 2907 nt
Organism: Raphanus sativus (radish)
Lineage: Eukaryota; Viridiplantae; Streptophyta; Magnoliopsida; Brassicales; Brassicaceae
Exons: 6
Coding region: 1410-2774 (454 amino acids)
Source: RefSeq, a predicted model, not a curated record
UUAUCUCUUUUGUCUAAAUCCCAAACUCCAAACCCCAUUAAUAAUUUUAUAAUUUUCAAAAGAUUAUAUUUUUAAAUCUUCAAAAGAUUAUAUUUUCAAAUCUUCAAAUGAUUAUAUUUUCAAAUCUUCAGAAGAUUAUAUUUUUAAAUCUUCAAAAUAUUAUAUUUUCAAAUCUUCAAAUGAUUAUAUUUUCAAAUCUUCAAAUGAUUAUAUUUAAAUAAAUAAUUUGAUUUUGUAUAAGUUUAAAUUAGGAAGAAGAGAUUGAUAUUAGAAUUUAAAGAAUUGUGAUUAUAAAUUUUGAGGUUUGAAAUGUUAAGAAUAUUGAGUUUGAGGUUUUGAAUGAAAAAUAAAGGAUUGAGGUUUGGGAUUGGAAUAUGAAGAGUAGAAGAUAGGAAAGAUGGUGUUUGUGGUUUGGGGUUUUUGAUUUUAGAGGUUUAGAAAGAAAACCUCGGUAAUUCCUCGUAAUUUACGACGAAAUAACGAGGAAAGUAGAAAAAAAGAAAUACACGGGCCUCGUUAAUUCCACGUAAGCACAAAUCGUCGUAACGCCCUCGUAAGCUUACGUGGAAUUAACGAGGCUUUCUUUUUUUUUUUUUUUCCUCGUUAUUUCCUCGUAGGUUUACGAGGUUUUAACGAGAUAUGUUGUCUAAACCCCUAAACCCUAAACCCCAAACCCCAUCUUUCUUAUCUAUUUUGUCUAAAUCCAAAACUCCAAACCCCAUUAAUAAUUUUAUAAUUUUCAAAAGAUUAUAUUUUUAAAUCUUCAAAAGAUUAUAUUUUUAAAUCUUCAAAAGAUUAUAUUUUCAAAUCUUCAAAUGAUUAUAUUUUCAAAUCUUCAAAUGAUUAUAUUUAAAUAAAUAAUUUGAUUUUGUAUAAGUUUAAAUUAGGAAGAAGAGAUUGAUAUUAGAAGUUAAAGAAUUGUGGUUAUAAAUUUUGAGUUUUGAUAUGUUAUGAAUAUAUGAAGUAGAAUAUAAGAAAGAUGGGGUUUAAGGUUUGGGGUUUAGAGUUUAGAGGUUUAGAAAAUAACCUCGUUAAUAACUCGUAACUUACGAAGCAUUUACGAGGAACAGAAAGACGGGCCUCGAAAUUUCAUCGUUUUAUUUGGGACGGGCCUCGCAAUUUCCUCGUAAUGUUACGAGGGUUUUACGAGUAACAAAAAGACGGGCCUCGCUAAUUUAUCGUUUAGUUUGGGACGGGCCUCGCAAUUUCCUCGUAAUCUUACGAGGUUUUUACGAGAAAGAGGAACACGGGCCUCUUUAAUUCCUCGUAAACUUACGAGGAAAUUGCGAGACCUCCGUAACUUAUAUAUACAACCUCACAAACCUCACACUGUCCAUUCCUCCCAACUUCCUCUCCACUUCCUCCCCAUUUCGUCUCUAACUCCUUUCCCAUUCCUCUCUCCUCCGAAAAUGGUUCGCCAGCGCAUGCUUACUGCUCACUACAGGGAGAUAUUCGGUGAGCCUGGUAGUCAGUUAGACCCGCCAGGUUCUUCUUCAGGUGCCGGCGGUUCAGGUUCUUCGGAUCAGGAGUCUGUUCCCGAGACUCAGCAUUUCUUCCCUCCGAUUCCUCCUCCGAUGGCUCAGCCUCAGCCGAUGGCUCAGCCGAUGGCUCAGCCGAUGGCUCAGCCGAUGGCUCCUCCGGUGCCUCCUCCGAUGGCUCCUCCUGAGAUCCCCGCCGCUGUUCAUCCCGAUCUCAUGGUGCCACCUACUGUUCCCUUCUCGCAGUACACUGUCGAGGAUAUUCUUGGUAUGCCAGGCAGAGCUGGUUUACCAAUCAUAGACCCCGACAGACCCGACGGGACUUUAUGGUUUGGGGUUGACAAUUCCCUUGCGACAGAUGUAACCGAGACGAUUAAAGGUUACUUCUCCAUGGCGCAUCCAAACUGGAAAUUGACGCCGAUCUACAUCCGAAAGACGUGGUUCAAGAUUUACGCUCAAAAGUAUCAUUGGUCCAUCGGGGUCAGUGAGAGAGUGAGGAAGGCGUUUUACGAAAAGGCGCAAGUUCGCUUGUCGGACACGGUUUGCAACUGGAAGGGUGCCUGGAUCGUCAAGGGGUACACCCGUGGCAAACCCGCUGAGCUUACCACGGAUGUUUGGGACGGCCUCAUCCGUUACUGGAAGGAUCCUAACUCCAUUAGGAUCGCAAACAUUUGUGCUGCCGCCCGUAACACGGUAGACGAGCACGGUAACGGCCCGAUGCUACACUCUACGGGCCAAAAACCACAUGCCGGUGUCCGUUUGAAAAUGGCCAAAGAGUUGGGACGUCUCCCGACUCUUCCGGAACUUUACGAGCGGACCCACAAAAACAAGGCGGGCCAGUUUUUAGAUGGCAAGUCCGAGCAAAUCUACAACAACGUAAUUGCUCGGGUUGAGGAGCGCCAGACUCAGCUGACCCAGCAGUCCGGCGACGGAUUACCAGUUACCUUAUCCACAACUGAAGUGGAUAAGAUUUACGAGGAGGUUGUCCCUAAGAAAAAGGGACGUACGUUGGGGAUCGGUUCCGUCAAUGAUGUCCCGAGAGCGACAUCAUCUUAUGCUCAGAGACAGACCGAAGAAGUCACUCAGUUGCGUUCCGAGCUGGGCGCGACCAAAAGCCGUGUGAGUGGACUCGAAGCCUUCAUCGACGUUAUAGCGUCCACAAAUCCGGAAUGGGAAGCUUUGUUGAGGAACAUGAAACAACAAAAUCCCAUUCCAGGCGAGUCAUCGGGCACACAUAACGAGGAGGAUGUUACGAGGAGGAGCGAGGAAUUCUACGAGGCGAUGAACGAGCCUUAGUUUUUUUAGUUUUUUUUCGGUUUAUGUAUUAUAAAAUCCAAAACUUAAUUAUAUAUAAAAUAUUUUCUUGCUUGUGAAUUUUAUUUAAAAUUUAUUUAUAAAUCCAAUAUUUAAAUAUUUUUAUUUUGUUAAA